UUCACGGACCCGGAGUGCUCGUUUAAUCGCUCCGAUCGGUGUGGUCGGCGUGCAUCUGUGCGUCCCUGCAAAUCCACGACAGUGUCGUUGGUGAAAAUCAGUGCGCUCAGAGAAGUCGGGAUAAGGAUGUGGCGAGAACCACCAGGAGGUGGGUGCAAGAUACCCACCCAUAUCUUCGCAAUGUUCCUACUGGCUACUGUCUUGGCAUUGACAAACGUUGUUGCGGCUGAAGAUGAAUCAAUGGGACCGGUGUUUGUCAAGGAACCACCAAACCGAGUCGAUUUCUCAAACGGAACCGGAGCUGUCGUUGAAUGCCAGGCAAGAGGAAACCCUCAACCGGAUAUCAUCUGGGUUCGUGCCGACGGAACUGCUGUAGGAGACGUUCCCGGAUUGAGACAGGUUCUACCGAAUGGAAAUUUGGUGUUCCCUCCUUUCCGUGCUGAGGAUUACCGUCAGGAAGUUCACGCUCAGGUAUACAGCUGCUUGGCACGUUCCCCCGCAGGUUCGGUACACAGUCGUGACGUCAACGUGAGAGCCGUCGUCACUCAGCCUUACAACCCAGAAAUCUUGACCGAAUACGUAAUAAGAGGAAACAGCGCGAUCUUAAAAUGCAGCAUUCCCAGCUACAUCGCGGAAUUCGUUACCGUCGAGGCGUGGAUUCGCGAAGACGGAGAGGUCUACCUUCCGGAAGAUCCUGCGGUUGGGCAGGAUGGGAAAUACUUGGUACUUCCAUCCGGAGAAUUGCACAUCAGGGAUGUCGGCCCCGAGGACGGAUACAAGACUUACCAGUGCCGCACGAAGCAUCGACUCACAGGUGAAACCAGGCUGUCCGCCACGAAGGGACGUCUCGUCAUAACUGAGCCCGUUGGAAGCAAAGCGCCCGCUUUUGCGGGAGAUGCAAAAUUGUCUCUCUUGGUGCGAAGAGCGAACAUGGACGUUAGUAUGCCGUGUAACGCUCAGGGCCAUCCUGCUCCAGUAUCUAGAUGGUACAAGUACAUCGAAGGCACGACGAGGCGUCAACCGAUCCAGCUCGAUGACCGCGUACGUCAGGUGAGCGGCACUCUGAUCAUCCGCGAGGCGCGAGUCGAAGAUUCCGGCAAGUACCUCUGCAUCGUCAACAAUUCCGUCGGCGGCGAGAGCGUGGAGACCGUUUUGACCGUCACGGCGCCACUGACCGCGGAAAUCGAGCCGAGCACCCAGACCAUCGACUUCGGCAGACCAGCGACCUUCACCUGCACCGUUCAAGGCAACCCGAUCAAGACCAUCUCCUGGCUGAAGGACGGCAAGCCCCUUGGACUGGAGGACCGUGUGCUGAGGAUCGAGAGCGUGAAGAAGGAGGACAAGGGAAUGUAUCAGUGCUUCGUCAGAAACGACCAGGAGAGCGCGCAGGCAACGGCUGAGCUGAAACUUGGCGGAAGAUUCGAGCCCCCGCAGAUUCGUCAAGCCUUCGCCGAGGAGACCCUCCAGCCUGGACCGAGCAUGUUUUUGAAGUGCGUCGCCAGCGGCAACCCCACUCCUGAAAUCACCUGGGAACUCGAUGGGAAACGCCUGUCAAACACCGACAGACUGCAAGUGGGACAAUAUGUCACGGUCAAUGGUGAUGUCGUCUCGCAUCUGAAUAUUUCGAGCAUUCACAACAACGACGGUGGGCUCUACAAGUGCAUCGCUGCGUCGAAAGUUGGAUCUGCCGAGCAUUCUGCGCGUCUCAACGUUUACGGUUUGCCGUUCAUUCGCCACAUGGACAAGAAGGCUAUCGUCGCUGGCGAAACUCUGCGCGUCACCUGCCCUGUCGGUGGAUACCCGAUCGAGAGCAUCGUCUGGGAACGAGACACCAGAGUCUUACCGAUCAACAGAAAGCAAAAGGUCUUCCCCAACGGCACACUCAUCAUCGAGAACGUUGAACGAAUGAGCGACCAGGCAACAUACACCUGCGUAGCACGCAACGCACAGGGUUACAGCGCACGAGGAACACUGGAAGUUCAAGUCAUGGUCGCCCCGCAGAUAGCGCCGUUUUCGAUCAGCGACGAGCCCGCGAAUUGGGGCGAGGCUGUCUCGGCGGUCUGCACGAUCGUGAAGGGCGAUCUGCCGAUCGACAUGUCGUGGGCGCUGAACGGCGAGCCCAUCACCAGGGAGAAUCACGGGGACGUGUCUAUAUCGAGCACCGGCAAACGGGUCAGUCUGAUGACCAUCGAGGCCGUGAGCGCGAGACACGCCGGGGAAUACACUUGCACGGCCUCGAACGCCGCCGGAGCGACCAGCUACUCCGCCAUCUUGGCUGUGAACGUGCCGCCUCGUUGGAUCCUCGAGCCUACCGAUAAAGCAUUUGCACAGGGAUCUGACGCACGAGUCGAAUGCAAAGCCGACGGAUUCCCCAAGCCUCAGGUCACGUGGAAGAGAGCCGCUGGGGAUACGCCGGGAGAUUACACUGACUUGAAACUGAGUAACCCUGACAUUAGCGUGGAAGAUGGCACCCUCUCCAUUAAUAACAUCCAAAAGACGAACGAAGGAUAUUAUCUUUGCGAAGCUGUCAACGGCAUUGGAUCGGGCCUGUCCGCUGUCAUUCUCAUCUCGGUUCAAGCUCCUCCUCAAUUUGAGAUUAAACUGAGAAACCAGACCGCACGCCGUGGCGAACCAGCUGUUUUGCAAUGCGAGGCGCAGGGAGAGAAACCGAUCGGCAUCCUGUGGAACAUGAACAACAAGAGGCUGGACACGAAGAGCGACCCUCGUUACACCAUCCGCGAAGAAAUCCUGGCCAAUGGAGUAUUGUCCGACCUGAGCAUCAAACGUACCGAGAGAAGCGACUCUGCCUUGUUCACUUGCGUAGCCACGAAUGCCUUCGGCAGUGAUGACACCAGCAUCAACAUGAUCGUACAAGAGGUGCCGGAAGUGCCGUAUGGUCUCAAAGUCUUGGACAAAUCCGGUCGUUCGGUGCAACUGUCGUGGGCCGCGCCUUAUGACGGAAACAGCCCUAUCAAGCGAUACGUCAUUGAGUACAAGAUCAGCAAGGGUUCCUGGGAAACUGACAUCGACAGAGUACUCGUGCCUGGCUCGCAGCAGAACGUGGCUGGAGUGUACAAUCUGAGACCAGCAACCACGUACCACCUUCGCAUCGUCGCUGAGAACGAAAUUGGCACAUCCGAUCCAUCCGACACGGUUACUAUCAUCACCGCUGAAGAAGUGCCUAGCGGCCCACCAACUUCCGUCAGGGUAGAAGCUCCCGAUCAGCAUACGCUCAAGGUAAUAUGGAAAGCGCCACCACGUGAGGACUGGAACGGUGAGAUUCGCGGAUACUACGUUGGACACAGACAAUCAUCCGACAAGCCCUACAUGUUCGAGACCGUUGAGCUCGCCAAGGAAGACGGAAAGGAGCACCACUUGCAGAUCACGAACCUCAAGACCUACACGCAGUACAGCGUAGUGAUCCAGGCGUUCAACAAGGUCGGCGCCGGACCCCUGAGCGAGGAAUGCAAGCAGCACACCGCGGAAGGCGUACCCGAGCAACCACCCCACGACACCACUUGCACGACCCUCACCUCUCAGACUAUCCGUGUAUCUUGGAUGUCGCCACCUCUGAGCGCGGCCAACGGCGUGAUCACCGGCUACAAAGUCAUCUACGGACCGUCCGACACCUGGUACGAUGAAAAUACGAAGGACACCAAGAUCACGUCUUCGAGCGAGACCAUCCUGCACGGCCUGAAGAAGUACACGAAUUACAGCAUGCAAGUAUUGGCCUUCACUUCCGGCGGAGAUGGCGUCAAGUCCGCACCCAUCCAUUGUCAGACCGAACAAGAUGCGCCCGAGGCUCCGAUCGCCAUCAAAGCUCUGGUCAUGUCCGCGGAAUCGAUUCUUAUCUCAUGGCGUCCGCCCAGCCAGCCUAAUGGAGUUAUCUCUCAAUAUACCGUUUACACGAAGGCAGACAACGCCGAGGAAUCGACCAGCCAGAAAGUACCGCCGAACCAACUUACUCACGAGGCGUCUGGAUUGGACAAGCAACGCAGAUAUGAAUUCUGGGUGACUGCCAGCACAAACAUCGGCGAAGGUGAAGCUUCCAAAAUCGUGACAUUGGGACCAAGCGUUCGAGUACCGGCGAAAAUUGCAUCGUUCGACGACAAAUUCACCGCGACAUACAAAGAGGACGUGAAACUGCCUUGCCUUACCGUUGGCGUGCCUGCACCGGAGGUGACAUGGAAGGUACGAGGCGCGGUUCUUCAGCCUAGCGACCGAUUGAGACAACUGCCCGAGGGAUCCCUGUUCAUCAAAGAAGUCGACCGCGCGGACGCCGGAGAAUAUUCUUGCUACGUGGAGAAUUCCUUUGGCCACGACACCGUGACUCAUCAGCUGGUCGUGCACGCUCCACCGCACUCGCCGCAGGUCACCCUCACCGCCACCACCACCAACUCUCUGACGAUGAAAUUGCGCCCUCAUCCCACCGACAAUGCGCCGAUUCACGGAUACACGAUCCACUACAAGCCCGAGUUCGGCGACUGGGAGACUGCUCAGAUCGGCUCCGCGAUACAGAAGUACACCCUCGAGAACCUGUGGUGCGGCUCCCGAUACCAGAUCUAUGUCACGGCUUACAACGGAAUCGGAACCGGCGAUCCCUCAGACAUACUGAACACGCGUACGAAGGGCUCCAAACCGAUUAUUCCCGAGGCGGGCAGAUUCAUCGAGGUCUCCACGAACAGCAUCACUCUGCACUUGAGCGCCUGGUCAGACGGCGGCUGCCCCAUGUUGUACUUCGUCGUUGAGCACAAAAAGAAGCAUCAGCAGGAGUGGAACCAGGUGUCGAACAAUGUCAAACCGGGCGGUAACUUCGUAGUUUUGGAUUUGGAUCCCGCGAGCUGGUACCACUUGCGCGUUACCGCACACAACAACGCCGGUUUCGCCGUGGCCGAGUACGAAUUCGCGACGUUGACUGUGACUGGCGGCACCAUUGCACCGGCCCGCGAGCUACCGGACGUGAACGGUGGCGGCAAUGACGAAGACCCGAUGAAAAUGUUUAUGGCCAAUUUGAAUCUGUUCGUACCGGUCGUAGCGGCCGUACUCGUUAUUAUCGUUGCCGUAAUCGUGAUCUGCGUAAUGAGGGGCAGUCGGCACAGCGGCGACAAAGACGAUGUGGUCUAUCAGCAAACCGGAGUCGGCGGAGCAACGCUGGACAAACGCAGGUCUGACCUUCGCGACGAGCUGGGAUACAUCGCGCCGCCCAAUCGCAAACUGCCACCUGUGCCCGGCUCUAACUACAACACCUGCGAUCGCAUCAAGCGAGGUACAGUUAUAAGUGGAACUGGCUCGUUAAGGAGUCACUCGACGUGGGAUCCCAGGCGGCACAUGUAUGAGGAGUUGAGUCACUACGCGCCCAACAGGAGAUGCCCGCCGCCACCACGUAUGGGCAGUGCAGACGGUCUCUCGCACAGAGGUAUGGAGGAUGAGAUCUGCCCGUACGCUACCUUCCAUCUUCUGGGAUUCCGCGAGGAAAUGGACCCGAGCAAGGCCAUGCAGUUCCAGACCUUUCCCCACCCAGGAAACGGCCACUCCGGCACCAUGGGACCACCAGUAGGACACCCGACUAACGCCUCCGCUCACAGCCGAUCUGGAUCUCAAUCUAUGCCUCGUCAGAACGGCCGCUACUCCCGAGUACCGUCCCAAGGAGGUGGCAGCGGCACUCACAACGUCUUCUCGCCUGAAUACGACGACCCAGCUAACUGCGCCCCCGAGGAGGACCAAUACGGAUCACAGUACGGACAAUACGGCGCGCCCUACGACCACUAUGGAUCUCGCGGAUCGGUCGGACGUCGUAGCGUAGGCUCGGCCCGCAACAUCCCCGUCUCAGGCUCACCGGAACCGCCGCCACCGCCACCGAGGAACCACGAUCAGAACAACUCCAGCUUCAACGACAGCAAAGAAAGCAACGAGAUUAGCGAGGCCGAGUGCGAUCGCGAUCAGCUUGUCAACCGCAACUACGGCGUGAAUGCUCGCGGCAAGGACGGCAUGACCACCGAGGAGAUGCGUAAACUCAUUGAGAGGAAGCCAAACGAAGCUCCCGGCCGGCAAACCGGCGGCUCCCACGGCGGUCACGGGGGACUCCUCACACCCUACGAUACUGUGGCAGUGUAACCUGUAAAUCAUCUUCCGUGGUCUUCCGCCUCUCUCGAUAGCCGGCGGCCGUGAAGAGACACCGAGAGACGCGGAAAUGAGGCGCACGCUAACUCUUCCCCCGGUGCUGUCGUCGGUCCAAUUUGCAACGAUUUACGAUAGAAACUAGAGAACGUCGUCGCGAGUAGAUAGCGAUUCCGAUUAUCACGUAAGGUGUACGCAGGCGUUGAUAUAUCAUCUCGAGAUCUCGCGAUUGCGGACGAGGAGUCCGUGGUCCACCUCGCGAAGUGGGACCGCCUCCUUCGCCUCUCCUGUGCCUCACCGUAUCGCUCGAUUCACCCGCUUUCUCCCCCCCCCCCCUUCGCUCUCUCGCGUCCUUACCCCUUGUAACUUCCUCGAGCAUAAUCGUAUAAUUGUUCAUUCAUAUUCUCGGUCUCCUCGAAAAUGCCGGAGUUCGAAACUGCCCUGAUUUUUGAUAUACUUCUUCGAGUCGUUUCAGUCGACCACACGCACACACGCAAACACUCGGGAAGGCCAGACUAAAGACUGCCCGUUUCUACUUAACUGCCCUUUCGCGAAGGAGGCACAGCGACUCGCGAGGUCGGCCACACCUCGUCCGCGUGUCCCGCGAGCUCUGGAACAUCUCGCACACGUCCGGGCGGAUCGCGCGAGAUUCCCUACCCACCGGUCGGUGAGCCUCGAGCGUUUCGACGACCUCGUCUCCCUUCGACGACGAAGCGGUCGCUCGACUCUUACUUACUUGCGCGCGCCGAACGUGUACGCGGGGUAGUUCGAGGCUCGCGACUGCCGCGCGAGGCUGUCCUGUAGGAAGGCGAACACCCGGAAGCCGUGUUCGCGGACGGCCAGGAACGCGGCGGAAACGCAGCCCGCGAUGGUGCUCUCGGCGACGGUAACGGUUCAACGGGGGUCUUCUGAUGUAUAUAUAUAUAUCAGAAUGGAUAUAUAUAUAUCAGGGGUAUAAUCUUAAGUUACAAUCACAGUCACAGAAGUCGUGUAACGUGUUGGAAAAAAAGCAAAAAAAAAACGUAAAAAAGUUACACACGCGUACACGAAAUACACACAACGUAACACGUACAAUACACGUGAAUACACGCAUACACACACACACACACACACACACACACACACACGUAUACACGUACAUACGAGAUUAGUUGGUCGCUUUUUAAGUCAUGGUUGUGCCACACUGCCGCUCCUCGCGGGCGUACGAUAUAUACAUACAUACGUACAUAUACUAUAUACAUAUACUGUACGAUUUAUAAUUUCGUAACGAAGGUUGUGUCCCCUCGUCCCCCUACACCCCCUUAACGAUCGGCAAUCUUGAGUCUCGAGGUCGCGCGGCGAGCGCACCAGGGCACGACAUCGUCGUCACUCUUCACCUUCGUUGUCGUCGUCCUUCUCCCGGCGCGAUCCUUUUAAACGUGCCACUCCCGGGGCGCUCCCGUGACCGGUAGUAACACGCACGAAACAGCCGAUCGACUAUCCGUAGGAAGAACAACGCGGCGAGCCAUCGAGGGAACGCUUCGAUACACGGCAGGCCAGCCAGCCACAUUGAUACAUUAACAAGCAACAUUUAUAUUAACUAGCAUGCGCGCGUGCCACGCGCAUUACAUGCCACACACAUUGUCACCACACUUUUUGCUGUCGUCCUAUAUGAUACAAAUAUUUAGUCCGCUGUACACACCUAAUUAUCCCCCCGUGCUAAUCUCCGAUCGAUUACGUACCGAAUAAGAUAUAUAUUCUCACUUCUGAUAUCGCGACGAUGAUGAUCAAGUUAUAAGUGUAAGCGGUUUCGAGUAAUGAAAGAAGCUGGAUUUAACAGUAGGUAGCUCGUAAGCCGGACGGAUGGUCGCGAGAAGGCGCCGUUCGUAUCCUCGCGACGAGGCGAGAAGUCGGGACGGUGGAGACGGGCGGGGUGGUAGUUUUCCGCGGAGGAAUUACGCGGAGGAACCGUCCGGCCGGCCGAUCUUUCCGCCAAUUCGAUGAACGAACAAACGAGCAGACGCACGAAACGCGGACACUUUCCCAACUCGUAACGCGUCCACACCGGCCCGAAGUCGCGCGACGCCGCGGUCGCGGCGCCGCGUCUCAUAGUUCGUUUUUAUCACGAUACUACUUCUAGAUAUAUAUACAAAUAUAAAUAUAAAUAUUAUAUAUAUAUAUUAUAUAUACUAACUAAUACACUAUACAUAUACGUUGUAAGUAGCUAUUUCUAGGUGUCGCAUUUGUUUGCCGAGGCGAUGCACGAGCCGGCCUCCAGUUGGGCGACCGGACCCGAAGAAGCAUCCUCGGGAAAAAGUGAGAGAGAGAUAGAGAGAGAGAGAGAGACGUGCUCUUCGUCAUGCGUUUUCAGCCGCAACCGAGCGUGUACGUUUCACUCUUGCGGGCGUGCGCGAUGCAAUCCGUCGUUGUAACAUUCUCGAUGCACCCCUGCCGGUAUCGCAUUCGGAGAGAGCCCGCUUCGUUUUUCGCGAUCGUUCAUUCCUUGUUAUUGCUACCAUUAACUCGAUUAAUCUAAUUUAUUAAAUCUAUUUAAUCAUAUCGAAUAAAAGCGCGCGCCGGGGAGUACAUACAGCCGUUUGAUAUUAAUUUUGAUGCAUCGCCCUAUGUUUGCGCGGCACGUUUGCGAAGUUAAUUUAAUUUCCGACCGUAAUUAGCGCCGGGCGCCGAAAUUGGAUACCGUUUGUGUUUCUUGACGUCUGAAUUACGCGGCUGGCGCGGAUUGAAAUUAAAGAGCGAUGACGGGGCGGAAUUUCAAGGGUGCUUUGUCCGAGUGCGAGUCGCCUCCGCUAGCGCGGCAGAGGAAUUCCUACCCUCUGCCAGGCGAGAACACAAACUGGCCGCGGCUCGACACGCCGACGCACUUUUACUCAUCGAUGUGAUUUUCAAAGGCUCCGCAGGAAAGCCUCGUGUCUCGUGUAUAUGUUAUAUUACGAUAUCGCGCUCUUCAUCGCAAUUAAUCUGUCGUAGUCUCCCCUCCGAAUAUCGAGUCCCGAGUAUCGACCCCUCGAUACGACUCGUAGCACCACCACCAACGUCCCGCUCACCUAACUCGUCCCCAUCCCUCCGCUCUUGCGAAUCUUUGUCGCUUCGACUCGCUUCCGAAAUCUAACCAGAGCUACGUACGGCGCCGGGCCGAUAACGACGAUGAUAUUAAUGCAUUCGUAUGAAUAUAUAUAUAUAUAUAUAUAUAAAUAUAGUGAUGUGAUCACGUCCGCGCGCUGCUAUUUUGACCGCGGCUCAGCUUUUUUCGUCUUAAGCGAAGUGGACGUCCGCGACGUCGCACAGGUGAUAAACGUUAUGUUGUGGGCAGCCCAGGGUGUUCGGCAGAAAGGCCCGUGGAGACGAGACGCCGCCGGGCGUCAAUCGGUUUUAACUCGGAACCAAGCGGCUAAAGCGCUUACUGGGGUUCCCCGUGAACAUCGGCGGGGAACAUCGAGCGACAUCGAGCGAUGCAACUUAAAGACUGCGAAUUUACGUCCGUGUCCUUUUUUUCACUUGCUUCUUCGCCGUUUUGCUUUCACUACACGUGGCAUCUCACUCCCCCCCCCCCCCUUCGGCGUCUCUCUUUGAUCCCUCUCUCCCCCUCACGAACUCGGUGUAAUAGUCUGCCGAACGUACUCUUUUUGCCGGACACCCUCGAGCCCCAUCGCUCGCUCGUCCCGCUCGCGACGCGUGGUCGACAUGUAACUGUGUGUGGUGUAUUCUUUGCAGGAUUCAAUGUUACUUUUUCUUCAAAGACGCUGCGAAGCGCGCUGUCCGCUCGCGUUGUAUGCUUGAUUGAUACGUAUAUAUAUAUAUAUGCGUUGAAAGCGUUUGGCUGUUCUUUCCGUACCGACAGCGAACGCGGUUCUUCGAGCUCGCGAGCCACUCCUCACCGUCGCCCCCUGUCAGACUCGAAGCGUUUCCUUCGCAUUUCCGCGACCCGGGACAACGGGAUCGCCGUAUAUUGUCGUCUAAUGAAAAGGAAAAGAAAGAAAGGAACGAACGGACGAGUGAACGGGAGAAAAAAAAGCGCUCACAUCCUCCGCGGAGACUCGAGGAUCCGCUCGCAGUGUACUGUUUCCUCAACGCCACUAUUUUAUGUUUUUGUACCAAAGUUGUAGCGUCUAACUUUGCGUUGAAUAAAUAAAACUUAAAACGGU
This is a messenger RNA of Dinoponera quadriceps, 10259 nucleotides long. It is a transcript of the gene Dscam1, whose product is annotated as Down syndrome cell adhesion molecule-like protein Dscam2. The record is from RefSeq and is a predicted model, not a curated record. Gene Ontology annotation, biological process: axon guidance; dendrite self-avoidance; homophilic cell-cell adhesion. Lineage: Eukaryota; Metazoa; Arthropoda; Insecta; Hymenoptera; Formicidae. The transcript has 30 exons. Bases 127 to 6114 code for a protein of 1995 amino acids. Gene Ontology annotation, molecular function: cell-cell adhesion mediator activity. Gene Ontology annotation, cellular component: plasma membrane; axon.